Molecule: messenger RNA, 1645 nt
Organism: Hypanus sabinus (Atlantic stingray)
Lineage: Eukaryota; Metazoa; Chordata; Chondrichthyes; Myliobatiformes; Dasyatidae
Gene: rcc1
Product: regulator of chromosome condensation 1
Exons: 10
Coding region: 116-1378 (420 amino acids)
Cellular component (GO): cytoplasm
Molecular function (GO): guanyl-nucleotide exchange factor activity
Source: RefSeq, a predicted model, not a curated record
CCCGCCGCAGUGCGCAUGCGCCACCGAGUGUGCGAGCGAGGAAGGGAGCGCGGCGCGGCGCGGCUCGGUUCGGCGGACGGCCAGGCCAGCGAGCGGACGGGAAUUUCUGAAUACAAUGUCAGGAAAAAGACCAGUGAAGAGAUCAAAAGAUAAUGAGAAAAAGCAAGAUGAAGAAAGUAAAAAGAUAAAGAUCUCACAUUCCUCCCAUGGGGUAAACUCAGGAAUUGUCCUGACGCUGGGUCAGGGUGAUGUGGGCCAACUUGGCCUUGGGGAUAAUAUCUUGGAGAGGAAAAAACCUGCGUUGGUCAAGGGACUGCUGGAGAAGAUUGUGCAAGUGGAGGCUGGUGGAAUGCACACUGUCUGCUUAGGACAGACAGGAAGCGUUUACACAUUUGGUUGCAAUGAUGAAGGUGCACUUGGGCGCGAUACAUCGCAGGAUGGAUCAGAAAUGGUUCCAUCCCGAGUUCUCCUUGAUGAACAUGUGGUUCAGGUUUCUGCUGGAGACAGUCACACAGCGGCUCUGACUGAAAGUGGCCAAGUCUACAUCUGGGGUUCCUUCAGGGAUAGCAAUGGAGUUAUUGGACUGCUGGAAGCAAUGAAGACCAGCUCUUUGCCACAGGAAGUUCCUCUUGAUGUUCCUAUUGUUAAAAUUGUCUCAGGUAAUGAUCACUUGGCGAUGCUGUCUCUUGAUGGUGACAUUUUGACUUCUGGCUGUGGUGAGCAGGGACAGCUAGGAAGAGUUGCAGAAUGUUUCACAAAUCGGGGAGGACGAAGAGGUCUAGAGCGACUACUUACUCCCAAGAUCCUACGCCUCAAAUCCAAAGGGGGCAGGAAGGUGAAGUUUUGUGAUGUUUUCUGUGGUGCGUAUUGCACAUUUGCAAUUUCAAAGGAAGGCCACGUCUUUGGUUUUGGACUCUCCAAUUAUUACCAGUUAGGAACACAAGGUACCACCUCCUGUUAUUUGGCACAGAAACUAACUGCAUUCAAGAAUUCGAAAAAGUCUUGGGCCAGAUUCUCAGGUGGACAGCAUCAUACCUUGUGCUUGGACUCUGAUGGUAAAGUGCACAGCUUGGGUCGAGCAGAGUACGGGCGUCUAGGACUGGGAGAAGGUGCCACAGAGAAGAGCACACCUACUGUCAUUCAAGGACUCCCUGUUAUCACUGAUGUGGCUUGUGGGGCUUCUGUUAGUUAUGCAAUUAGCAAGGAUGGUCGAGCUUUUGCCUGGGGCAUGGGAACGAACUUCCAGCUGAGCACAGGCAAUGAGGAAGAUGAAUGGAGUCCCAUCCAGAUGACAGGUCAGCAGCUGGAGAACAGAAAAGUGCUGUCCAUCUCCAGUGGAGGCCAGCACACUGUACUACUGGUAGCAGACUAUGAAUAGAGCUGAGGAUGCUAGCCACCUGCACAAAAUCUACUGCCAAAAUAAACCUCAACCUCCAUCCCAUCCCAUCUGGACCAAGAACAUGCAUAAUUGAUUAUUUUUAAUUGGUUUAGAACACAAUGAUGAAAAUUCAGUUUUAUUUUAAGUUAUAAUCAUUUUUCUAUGUUAAACUUCCAAGUUUAUUUGCGUGAGAUUGUCUGGGCAGGCAAGCAGAUUGAAGAGAAAAAAUAUUCUUUUAAAAUCUAAUAAAUCUUUUUGUAAUAGUUU